GCAGGUGGUUACAAAAACAGACAAAAAUAUGAAGAUUAUUUUGAAGAUAGAGUGAUUCAGGCACUUGAGAGCAAAUAAAUCACUUGGACCUUGGAGUCGGUUUGAAAUUCAGCUGGAGAGAGGAAGGGUGCAGGAGCUGAAUGGGUUCCAGGUGUUGGGUUACAUAACAUAAGCCCCGCCUCCCCUGUCGCGUGCGCGCAUUUUUCCGUGUUGCGCGUUCUGUGCCGCGUGCACGCGCAUAACUCUGCCACACUGUUACCGCUCGCGAGCCAGCGCGUCUUUCUCCGCUUCUUUUCGCCUUCAUAUACGAUGCCAAAGAUGGAAAAAGGAAGACCGCCGGAAAGCAAGCGCAGCAGGAAGCCCGCUCAUCCCGUCAAGAGAGAGGUCAGCCAAGAGAUGAAGAGCUUCGCAGAGAGCACAAUGAAUGAAUUGCUGGGUUGGUACGGAUAUGAUAAAGUUGACCUGCAAGACUCAGAGGCCGCUGACAUCAGGAAUCACAACGGCAGACUAAGACGCCACCAAGUAUCUGUGCUUAAAGAGAAUUCAGAUCCAAAGCCUACUGUAAUGGAGAGUAAGCUGACAUCUGGCUCCUCUGCGUCGACUAAAAAUGGAGUGAAAGAUCCUACUGGCUUUCCCCUCUCUCCUUCAUCAUCCUCAUUCUCAACCCACAUGAAGGACCUGCACAGCACCCAUGUCGUGGUGCCUCUCAUCAAACCAUCUGCAGUUGAUGAGCAGCAGAAUGUUCAGAUUGUGUGUGUGUGGUGUCAGAAGGAGGGGCUUAAACGCUACUCUCUGGUCAUGGGCUCUGAACUCAAGAGCUUCUGCAGCGAGAAGUGUUUUGCCAUGUGCCGACGAGCCUACUUUAAACGCAACAAGGCUCAAAAUGAAAAUCGGCCUGGUGAACAGUCUUCUCCUCCUCCUGGUCAAACGGAGGAAACACCUCCUCAGCUCAUGCUUAAGAUGAACAGUAACACACGAGUAUGUGAUUGGUGCAAACACGUGCGUCACACCAAGUACCUGGACUUAGGUGCAGGUGACGACAGACUGCAGUUCUGCAGUACCAAGUGCCUUAACCAGUAUAAAAUGGACAUUUUCUACCGAGAGGCCCGGGCUGCACUCACAACAUCUGGCUCUAGUCCGAGCCAACCAGAAAACGAGAAUCGUCCAGCCGGAGAGAGUGAGACUCUGCUGACACCAGAAUCAUGGAACAACCCUUCAAUGGAGGGAGACAGCAAAGAAACAGUGUCACCCAAAGUUUCGACGCCUGUGUCAUCUUCCUCUUCAUCGUCAUCCUCAGUUAGAGCAUCUGUCUUGGCUCUGCAGAAGGAAAGAGAGUGCCCUGCUUCUUCUCAGCUCCAGACUGGCACUCCAGUGCCGUCUACCCCUCCACCUCAUGUUGUUGUAGAACAACCAUGGGUGAUACAGAAGCCCCCAUCCUUUAACCGGGCACCUAUCCAUGCACAGCCCCGAAACCCAGGAUCCAGCCCACACCAGAGACCCUCACACACAUCUCCACAGGUACACACACCUUCCGUUCGCCCACUUCCCCCACCACAGCUCUUACACCCAUAUGCAGCGUCAAUGAUGCCCUGUGCACCCACCUACCCUCAUCCCAUUCCAUCACUCAUGCCAACUCUGGGUCUGCCAUGUCCACAACCUACUGUCCUGGUGCCAUAUCCGAUUGUAGUUCCUCUCCCUGUUCCUGUGCCAAUUCCCAUACCAAUACCAGUGAACUCAGGGGCUUUGGGACAUGCUGGGGUUAUUCGUAACCACAAGGAGAAAGAGAAGACAGGAAGAGUUGCAGCUUCAGUCACUCCUGAAGAUGUAGAUAGAGAGCGGAUGUCUGAAGAUCAGGAGAUUACUGAUGGCAUCUUAGUUGAGCACAAAGUAAAGACUGAGCAGUCUUCAUCUCCAGACCCGUAUUCUCCUGCUUUCUCAUCACAUUCUUUCCCAAUCUUAUCUGCUCAUCCACUGGUCAGUCCUACCCCUCCAUUGCCAGAAGAUCAGAGACAAGAAGUUAGGGAGCGACAGGUGAUACAGAGAGCAAUGUGCAGAGUGAAGCAGGAAGGUGAAACAGAGUUCGACCUCAAUAAGCAGACGGAGGUUGAACAAGAGAAUGGAUGGGGCAGGAAUGGGGAUGAAGAUGACUUGAUUGCACAGCAAAUGUCUGCUAAAUCUUACACAGGCACUUUAAAGCACACAUCCAGUUCAGCCCCUGAAAAUGCAUCUUCCACAGUGGACUCGCCAAAUGCACGAGCUUCAAUCAUUCUACAGAAAGCACUCAGCACAACAUCAGUAGUCACUCCCACAGCGUCUAUCCUGUUGAACAACACAGUUGCCACUUCCAAUUCAGUUCACUCCGUUUAUUCCUCAACAUGCAUAGCUACAGUUCAGUCAGACCCAGAACAAAGAACAAGCUCUGGCCAAAAUUCAUCCCCACUUCCUGAAUCUGAGGAUGUGAAAGAGAACGUCUCAGGAGGGCGGGAGCCUGGUUUAAACUGUUCCCUUCCAGCAGAGCAAACAGACUGCCAAACAGACCAAUCAGAAGAGAGCAGGGGGGGAGCUGUAGACAGUGAUGCUCUUGCAGCUGACGAACAUGCUUACGCACGAUCCAUCCCGCCAAAAUUACGAGAAAAGAAUGCACACACGAUCACUCUGACAACUGCACACACACUUUCUCACAUGGUUACACACAGUUGGGACAAGAGCUCACACAUGCAUGUGCCCGCUUUCGAGCAAAGUGGUGUGCAUACUGAAAUAGAGCCGCCUUUGAAGAGGAGAUGCCUGAGGAUCAGAGACCAGAACAAAUGAAGCACAGAUCAUUUGUGGAGUGAACUUCCUUUUUGUGUAUCUGAAGUCAGACACAGAAUGCAGGCCUUUCCCUUGGUGCUGGAACUGAACAGGGAAACGGAGAUGAGUUGAACAAAAACCGUACUGACUGAUAAAUUACUGAUGCAUCCAGAUGUUUGUGCUAACCACUGCUAUGGGAUAUCUUCAUACCUGGGGCCUAGGGUAUGAAUUCUCAGCACAGGCUUGCUGACAGCCAUUUCCCCUCCAGUGGUGGUUUAUACAGAAGUGAGAAGCAGUGGUGUGUGUGUUCCAUAUAGACACUUCAGGUGUAUGUUUAUGAUUUUGGCCUACUGUCUACAAAAACAGGCACUGUUCCUAUUUGCCAAUCUGUAACGUUUAUGUUCAACCUGCCUUCUCAUACAUACAUGAAUUUAUGUACAGUAUAUGGAGUCCACAAAUAAUUGCACAAUGAUCAUGAGUUUAUUAUAUAGAAGGUCAGCUUUGAUUUAAGAUUAUUUAUACCUACAUUAGAUCAAUCAUAAAGCAAUCACAGCCCUUUGCCUAUGGCCCAUAGACAUCAGCUGUAAAGCUGAAAUUCUACACUUUAACAUCAUGUAAAGCUGAAAUUCUACACUUUAACAUCAUAACCGUUGUUUCAUUUCAUAUCCAAUGUGCCGCAGUACAGAGCCAAAAGACUGUGUCAAGCAUUUACAGACUGCACUCUAUUAAUGGACACGUGCCACUUUCAUUAAUCUGCCAUAUUAAUUUUGAGUAUAGAAUUUGUUUUAUUUGAAUAAAAUGUUUACUUGUACAUUAUAGUAAGCAUACUCUUUUUGGACAGUUUUUUACUUCUUUUUUUUAGUUUUUUCAGUUUUAGCAUUUUUACAAAACAAAAAUUAAAAUAUGUCACUACUGCACAAUAAGGGAUUAAAUUAAAUAAAUAAAAUAAUAAGCAGUUGGUAAAAGAAAAAAGGAUAUACAGUUCUUGGCAACACUAGCUGUAGAUAUCUUUCCUACAGAGUUGGCAAUAAAUCCCUUUUUUUCAGUACAGCUCUACAUUCUUUUUUUUUUUUUAUCAAGUAAAAGGAUAUGAACAAGGAAAAUUACCUCAGAGCAAAUUAGAUCACUUUUUUCUUCAGAAUUUUCUCCUGAUGGUGGUCAUACAUCUCUCCCCUAUCAUAUUAACUACCGACCUGGGAGGGUGAUUUACAAACACGUGCCUUCCUACAAAGAAGAGAUUGGGUCAAAAUGAGUUGCUCUGCUCCCACUUUCACUCUUUGUAGUUGUGAGUAUGAUUUUUAUGGUCUCUAAGAGCCUUUUGAGGGAGCCUUCUGAGUAAUCUGAUUCCCAAUCUUGGUCCCAAAUGCUCUCUUACAGUGAAAUCUGAGCAGUUCUAAGAAUUUUUAUGUUGUAUUUGAGUUCUUAAAUCGCUGUAGACUUCAGCAACAGGGAGGAGCCUUUUCUACUUUGAGGAACUGUGGUUAAUAUGUGAACAUGAAAACCUCUGUAGAUACAAACUCUUUAGACAUAUUCUUCUACUUUAAAUCAUGUGUCAGAAUUUUUUUCUGUGCGUGUGUGUUUAUUCAGUUUAAAUUAAUCAAUUAAUGAUAUUUGACAGGUUAGAUUCUUGCCUUCUUGUUUUUGGUAUAAAUGCCUUUGUUGUGUAAAUCUUUGUAAAUUUUAUAAAUCUUCCCCAUUGGACAACUUCCCCAUCGUUUCCUACUACCAAAAGUAGUGCAACAUGUUUGGGAAAGAGAAGGCUAAUUGCUCAAUCUGCAUAAUUUAUAAAAAUGUCUGUCAUUGUCUCUGCAACAACUACAAAAAAAAAACUGCAUCAACAUCACAAACUGUGUUCCUGCCCUUCUUCAUAAAGGUUAAGUGUUAAUCUACCAAGUGUCUAUCAUUCAAGUGAUAUCUGCACAACACAUCUACAUGAUGACAAUGAUUAUAUUCAAAACAGCGGGGAGUUAAUUGAAGUUCGUACUGUGGUAGAUCUUCUGGGAAAAAAACAACAGGUGUAAUGCGUCUGUUUAAUGAGUAAACAGCUACAACAGGGGUGUCAGACUCCAGCGCUGAGGAGAUAAAAGGACUGACCAAUAUCUCCUGGAUAAGUAAACCUGCACUGCCACCUAGAGCAAGAAGACUUGCAAAGGGAACGCUGAUGUGGAUCCACCAAAAUUAAGUUAAUCAGUGUAUUAUUUGAUAAACAUAUGUAGAUCAGCAAAUUUUGAAGCAUUUUAAUCAUUUAUCACCUUAAACAAGGGCAUGCAACUUAGCUGAAGUUUUGAGCAAGGUUGUCUUUGUGAUUUUUGUUUAUACCCACACAUUUACUCCUUGUUCUUAAGACGUAAAGAAGCACAGUGCAAAAAAAAAAAAACAUAAGCUAGUGAAAAUCUAUUAAGGAGGAGAGGGAGCUUAUCUCUAUACAAAAAUGUGUAAAAAUAUGUAAACACAAUGUGCGAGAAAGUGUAAAGACACCAGAUAAAAUGUGCCAUGAGGUACUACUACUACUACUACUAUUAUCAUUAUUAUUAUUAUUAUUAUUAUUAUUAUACUGUAUGACAGAGUUUUCUUUUCAGACACAAAAUAAUUUAACUCACAUCUACCACACCGCUACAUCAUCAGCAAACAAUGACCUUUCUGUACCAACAUCCAUCCCAGAAAGGAUUUAUAAUUAUGCUAAAUAAAACUGGACUGCAGAUAUUGUUGAGAUCCAUAUACAGCAGGGGUCUCCAAUUUUUACUGUAGGUAAGACUGAAUCUUGUGAUCUACAGUAUAAAUGUUAGGAAAUUACAUUCAAACUCUACCAUGUAUGGUCCAAAUACAAAGAAAGUCCUUGGUGGUGCAACUACUUUGAAAUUUGCUUUGAUAUAUUCACUGUUCUCACUGAAAUUAUGUCGACUUGAUUGCUAUCAUUUUCUCCACAUGUUUACAUAAGUUGCAGUGAGUGAACUUGUUGCCACAGAAUCUUUUAAUAAGUCUCAAUUCUCUGGCAAAUGUUAGCUAGUUACCAAAGUGAAGAUUCCUCUGUGUCUAUAUUUUAUUUAUGAAACACGACAGCGUAUGCUGUUAUAAGAACAUUACACAUGACCAGGUGAUGGCAUCACCACCCAGAAGUAGAUUAAGUGUUUUAUUUC
This is a messenger RNA of Pangasianodon hypophthalmus (striped catfish), 5927 nucleotides long. It is a transcript of the gene sobpb, whose product is annotated as sine oculis binding protein homolog (Drosophila) b. The transcript is spliced from 7 exons. Gene Ontology annotation, biological process: animal organ development. Lineage: Eukaryota; Metazoa; Chordata; Actinopteri; Siluriformes; Pangasiidae. The record is from RefSeq and is a predicted model, not a curated record. Gene Ontology annotation, cellular component: nucleus. Bases 310 to 2811 code for a protein of 833 amino acids.